This is a messenger RNA of Dibothriocephalus latus, 1242 nucleotides long. Lineage: Eukaryota; Metazoa; Platyhelminthes; Cestoda; Diphyllobothriidea; Diphyllobothriidae. The record is from the annotation of a GenBank genome assembly.
AUGAAGGAACUGCUGAGCAUCAUGACAGAAUUGCGUGGUGGUCUCUGCGAAAUUAUUGAUGAAACCGUCAUCGAGAUGGCCGAACGGUACCGUAUUAUUCGCCAGUACGGAGACCAAGAUUUUCUGUCACAAAUCACAGAGUCCGAGUGGAUUUCACCCAUCACGCUGAGACGUCGUUGGAAUGCCAUUAUGCAGAAGUCCUACCAAUUGGCCGAAAAUGUUGCCCCCAUGAAGGCACAGUUUGCUGUUGGUAUCGUGGAUGUGGUGAAGGACUUUAGGAAACGAGUGAUUGCGUUCUGUGACAAAUACAAAAAAGCCGGCCCCGGUGGAGAGGCCAACGAUUUGGAUAGGGGCGUUACAAGCCUAUCUGCAUUCAUCAAGGAAAGUGAAGCACUGGAGGUUGAGAGGCUGGACCUGCUUAGCAGCGAAAGACUUCUAGAUCUACCGAUCUCCUCCUACCCAGAACUCAAGGAGAUUCGCCUAGAACUGCUCAAGUUGAAACCCAUCUACGAACUGUACUCGAGGCAGAAGACAUCGCGCCAAGACUGGUCUCUCAUUCUGUGGAGAGAUGUUAAAAUCGGCGAGAUCAUGGAGGGCAUGGUGGGCUUCCUGGAGGAAUUCAAGAACAACCCGAGGAAGGUUCGAACGCUACCGUGUGCAAGGAAGCUCUUUACGGAAAUGCGAAACUUCCAGGAGUCGCUGCAACUCAUUGUAUACCUCAAAGACGAGGCCCUGCGUGACAGACAUUGGAAACAACUGAUGGAAAAGACUGGUAUCAGCUUCGACAUUGACCCACUGACCUUCACAUUGGAGGGUGUUUUCGCAAUGCAACUGCAUCAGUACUCCGACGUGAUUUCCCUCAUUGUGGCUAAUGCCCAGAGAGAAUUGGUGAUAGAGAAGGACAUUAAGAACACCUGGAACGAGCUGAAGUUCACUUUCAACCUCUACACCAAAUGCAAGGGCGAUCCAUGUCCAACGCUAGGCAAUCUGGAGGAGCCGACCAAGCUACUGGAAGACAAUAUGAUGAAUCUGCAAUCUGUGGGCAGCAGUCGAAAUGCCGCACCCUUCAUUAACAUUAUGUGGGUCAUUGUUCAACAGAAAUGGAUGUACCUUGAGGCGAUCUUCAUGGGAGGCGACAUUGCAAAUCAACUGCCGCAGGAGGCCAAACGAUUUGAGGCCCUGGAUAAGAAUUUUCGUAAGGUAAGCACACAUUCAGAGUUCAGGCAAAGACCGAGUUACUGA